Zea mays is the source of this 1153-nucleotide messenger RNA. It is a transcript of the gene TIP4-3, whose product is annotated as Aquaporin TIP4-3. The record is from RefSeq and is marked validated. Gene Ontology annotation, cellular component: membrane. Gene Ontology annotation, biological process: transmembrane transport; water transport. Bases 108 to 857 code for a protein of 249 amino acids. Gene Ontology annotation, molecular function: water channel activity. The transcript is spliced from 2 exons. Lineage: Eukaryota; Viridiplantae; Streptophyta; Magnoliopsida; Poales; Poaceae.
CGCACAGACACAGUCACACAGCGUUGCGCGCCAAGGAGAGAGCUUAUUGCAAAUUACUCUGUGGACCGAACCGGUCGGUCGGAAUAAUAAGCAGCAGAGAGAGAGAGAUGGGGAAGCUGACGCUGGGGCACCGCGGCGAGGCGUCAGAGCCGGACUUCUUCAGGGGCGUCCUCGGCGAGCUCGUCCUCACCUUCCUCUUCGUCUUCAUCGGCGUCGGAGCCGCCAUGACCGACGGAGCGACGACGAAGGGUAGCACCGCUGGAGGCGAUCUGACGGCGGUGGCGCUGGGGCAGGCGCUGGUGGUGGCGGUGAUCGCGACGGCGGGGUUCCACAUCUCCGGCGGCCACGUCAACCCGGCCGUGACGCUGUCGCUGGCCGUCGGCGGGCACGUCACGCUGUUCCGCUCCUCCCUGUACAUCGCCGCCCAGAUGCUCGGCUCCUCCGCGGCCUGCUUCCUGCUCAGGUGGCUCACGGGCGGGCUAGCCACGCCGGUGCACGCGCUGGCGGAGGGCGUGGGCGCGCUGCAGGGCGUGGUGGCGGAGGCCGUCUUCACCUUCAGCCUGCUCUUCGUCAUCUACGCCACCAUCCUGGACCCGCGGAAGCUGCUCCCGGGCGCCGGCCCGCUGCUCACUGGCCUCCUCGUCGGGGCCAACUCCGUCGCCGGCGCAGCCCUGUCCGGCGCCUCCAUGAACCCGGCCAGGUCCUUCGGGCCCGCCGUCGCCUCGGGCAUCUGGACGCACCACUGGGUGUACUGGGUCGGCCCGCUCGCCGGAGGCCCGCUCGCCGUGCUCGUCUACGAGUGCUGCUUCAUAGCGGCCGCUCCCACGCACGCCCUUCUGCCCCAGCAGGACCCAUGAUCAGCGUGUGCAUCGUGCGUUGGAUCGAUCGGAGUGUGAUUUGGUUUGAGCUGGCGACGCAUUGUGUUUGAGAUUGAUCGAGGACCGAAUACGUGUAUGCAUGCUGUCUCGGCCGGUCCGGUCUUUCGUGUGUGUGCACAGUAGCACACGCGGUAUAUAGUGUCCUCCUACGUAUGGGCUGUUUUUUCCUCAUGUUUUCCUUUGUUUGAGAAGGUUUCUUUUCAAGAACAAAACUGCAGAAUUUCUCGUGGGUCUACGUGUAUUUUUGCAUAAAAAACUAAGCUUGGAAAUAUGUU